This is a messenger RNA of Cydia splendana, 4070 nucleotides long. RefSeq lists its product as uncharacterized. The coding region runs from base 146 to 1660 and encodes 504 amino acids. The transcript is spliced from 5 exons. Gene Ontology annotation, cellular component: cytoplasm. The record is from RefSeq and is a predicted model, not a curated record. Gene Ontology annotation, molecular function: glycosyltransferase activity. Lineage: Eukaryota; Metazoa; Arthropoda; Insecta; Lepidoptera; Tortricidae.
AUGUCAAUGUCAAAAUAAUGUCAGAUUCAGCAGCUGCAAUGCAAUCUGCAAUGCUCAAUUUGCUCAUCUUAGGCUGAGAAAUAAAACUUUUACUGUCUUGUGCUUUUUCUUUAAGAUUUAUACAAUAAUUCAUGUCGCCAAAUAAAUGAAGACUCCGCGACAGUCGUCAGGAUCCAUCAUGAGGAAAUAUUACCAGCUUAUACUCAUUAUAGUGUGCUUUAUCAGCAUCGUGACGCUUCUUAUUUACCGGCACGAAUAUUACCGACUGCGAUAUGUCCUCGAAGUGCUCAACUUUUUCGGGAAGCCCGGUUUGUCCGAGAUCGAGUUUUGCGGACCUGGCUUCAAUGCUACGAUGCUCACAGAGAUAAUGCGGAACUCGUCGAUGGAGGUGAGGGAAACUCCACCGCUGUUCCAACAGAUUGACGACAAUUUCUACGCGUACUCGUCAUUUUUGCGCUCGUAUCAAAAGUACGAGAAACUCACGCCUCACGCACACAACAUAGACACUAUCGUCAUCGGGCGAGCGAACGCGCGACCCAAUUUCCGCUGUAACGUCUGGCUAGAGAACAGUUCCAAACAUAAAGUAGGCACAUUCAGUUUCAAAACAAUCUCCCAGCCUAUCAAUGGCUUCAGAUUAUUCGUAUUUCAGUGCUCGUUAAGCCAAAACUUAGGUAAAUUAAAAGGCAUAAGCUUCUAUGCCAAUGACUAUAAAGUAAGUCCAAUUCAUGCCCCCAUAAAUAGACUGAUUGAUGUAACAACAAAACGGAAAUCAAGACCCAUGAGGUAUACAAACAACAUUAAAUUUGUAAACAAUGUUGUGCCGGCUAUGUGUAUCAUCCCAAAUCAAGUGCCAAUAGUCUCCAGAGACUCCCUCAUAGAGUCUUUAGUCUUUCACCACAUGAUGGGUGUCAACUCGUUCACCAUUUAUGACAGUCUGAUCUCUGAAGACAUUGUAAAAAGACUGAAUUUGGUACCAAGUGAUAUUACACAGUGGGAUAUACAGUUUUUCCCUUUAAAUUUCCCUUUCAACUUUGCCAAAAGUUAUGACAUAGUCAAGCAAGCUAUAGAGCUGGAUUGUCUCUUCCGGCACUUUAAGUUAGACAAGGAAGAUACAAACAAAGCAAGUCAUGCUAUUGUUAUCUCCUGGGAUGAGUUUCUUGUUCCCCGCAUCCAUAACAGUUUAAAAGCUGUCAUCUCUGAUUUUGACCCUACAUACAAACAGAAAUCAAUAACAGUGGAGCCUUUAUUGUUUUGCUUAAAUCAGAAUGAUGAUGACAACUCAGAAGUUGGUUAUCCGGACAUUAUGAAAAAGACACAUUACUACCAGCUACCGCAGGAGAAAAAACGGCCAGUGUAUAUUAGAAAUUUGGACUCCAUGACCACUUUUGAGGACAUUUUCAAUGCUACCACUACCAGCGGGCACGCGGUACCCGCCAAUUUGCUUGCUGUACACAAAUAUACGGAAUGCAGAGACCCGAAUAGCUACCAUCCGAGAGGGGUAGGAUUCAAUGAGACCCAGAUGGAAGUGUUCCGGAACAAGUAUGAAGCAGCCAUGAUGAAGUUUGGACCAAGUUUGGUGAAUAAUAAGAUUUACAGGCUCUACAGAUCAGGGCAAAUUUGGGAGAAAACAUCGAAUGAGAAUGUUAGGGAUAUGCUGUAAAAAUUCUUGAACCAAUGUGUGUUAUAUUGGCAAAUAAUAUCUAAGGUUAUUUAAGAUAGGAUGCCUGUAUGGACUUAAAGAAUAAGAUAAGUUAUUAGGCAUUUAUUGAACGGCAAUAUAGUUGACGGAGAGAAUAUUGAAAAUGUUGUUGAUUAUUAAGGAGUGAUGUUCAACUCAGUUGACACACUUUAUGUGUUAUCUGUUGAAUUAGCAAUGACUAAAAAACAUAAGCAACUCAAUUACAAAUGAAGUUUUUGCUAUUUAGUGGCUCAAAACUUUUGACAAAAAUUAGGAAAAUUUAUGCAUACGUAGAAUCAUUGUAUAUGUAAUAAGAAGUCAAUAGGUACCCGCACAUUUAUAAAGAAUAUCUGCAAUUCUACAGGUUUGUCAAUAAAUAAUUAUCAAGGUCAAACGGUCAAGGUGAUUAAAUAUGUAAAUACAUCUUUCAACUUUAUUGUCCAAAUAUUAAGUUGUUAAUACACAUUUUUAGCUACUUGUAUCAAUUUAUUAUAACUUGGUUGUAUAAUCAAGUCAAGGUCUUAAUACUAAUUAACAGACAAAGCGCUAAAAAUAUGUGUACACGACCUUAUCAGUGUAUAGAUAUCUUUGACCCUUUAUUUAUAUUUAUACUAGCGACCUGCCCCGGCUUCGCACGGGUUAACAAAUUAUACCUACACCUAAACCUUCCUCAAGAAUCACUAUUGAAAGGUGAAAACCGCAUGAAAAUCCGUUCAGUAGUUUUUGAGUUUAUCGCGAACAAACAAACGCAAACAGACAGACGCGCCGGGGACUUUGUUUUAAAAGGUGUAGUGAUUUUAGAAUUGCUGUACAUCCAGAACUGUGCUGGGACCUAAAGAGAGCGAUUCUCAAAAAGUUUGUACUUUUUGAUCACAUCUUAGAUUUUUAUAAAAACUGGUAUGCUGGUAGAGUAUACGAAGCUGAACAACUUCCACCACAUUUCCCAAAAUGUCCCAGAAAGUUUCUAAGAAACAUUCCUUUUUUGUUACCAAAUGUGUGGGGAAAUCUGGUAACAAAACAGGAAAGUUUUAUAAUAACUUUCUGGGACAUUUUGGGAAAUAUGGUGAAAGUUGUUCAGCUUCAUGUACAUUACCAGUAUACCAAUUUUUAUAGAAAUCUAAGAUGUGAUCGAAAUGUACAAACUUUUUGAGAAUUAGAUUAGAUCAUUACAUUAUACAUCGUACACGCAUGUCUGGGGAAGCCAGACCAUUAACCGCAAUAGGUAUGCCUUAAAUCACAAGUGCCAUGAAAUAGUUAAGUACCUUCUCAGUAUUUCCCUGUAGUGACGUCAAAGCAAUUUAAACCUUUUGUAGUUAGCAACAGAGUUGUAUUUUGUACUGAUAGUUGUUAUUUGAUUGGACCUUUAUUUGAGCUUAAUAGGUGGCCUAAUACUAGUUAUUCAUAACUGUAAUCAUUGAUUACCAAAACUACUAUUACAUAUUUUCGUAGUCGAGAUCUAGCAUUAGUAGCGGAAUUAUCAGUACCGCUACUUGAUACUAGAUGUCUCAAGUGUCACGACUCGAAAAUUGUAUUGAACAACAAUUUUAUUUAUAACUAACUGAGCAUUAGACUUUUCGGUCGUCGCAACACCUCUUGUCAAAUUCCGUUACUCGAUGCUAGGUGUCGACUGCGAAAAUAAUAGUACUGUACGGUUACCAUCAUGUUACAAAACUUAGUUCACGGAACACUUAUGGGAUCACUUCGGUCUUAUUUUCUCUAUGUCAACAGUUAAUAUAUGGACAGUCAAUACGUCUGUCGUGGCCCGAUCAUAGAUAAUGAUCAUUUUAUGAAAUGCCAUUUUUUAAUUGGUCACUUCAUGCUAUGGUUAGGUUUAACUUUUUCAUGAAAUGCCACAUCAUGAAAUUAUCAAUUCUAAGAUCUGGCCACGACAUGUCCAAAUUAAACUGAACACCCACAUCAUACUUGUGGAGUAUAAAUACUCUUUAAUGAAGUGUUUCACUGUAUUUGAACACUUUGAUUACAGCAGUGUGCGAUAGCUUACCUUCAUAGAAAAUAAUGCUUGAAAUGAUAUACUUAACCAUAACUUUUAUAGACAGGUGGUUGAUGGUUUAAAUAAUGAUAGUCUAGGUUAUCUAUUUUCCUUUAAAUUUCCACUACAUACUACAUAUUUCAAGCUUGCGAUAACGCGUGGUUGAGACGCUUGUAAUAGUCUAAGAGCUAGCCCCGAAAAAAAUGUAUGCAAUUUUGAGUAAGUAACGAAAUUAUAUUUUUGUCGGUAUUAGCUCUUAGUCUAUAAGUAUGAUAUAUUGAUAAGACUGUAUGUUAGUAUUUGUAAGAUUUUUACUGUAAUUAUAAUUGUGAUAGUAACAACACACUAUGAUAGAUUGAACAGGAAAUACGAUUGCCUCUCUAAAUGUAAGCUACAUAACAG